Mangifera indica (mango) is the source of this 753-nucleotide messenger RNA. RefSeq lists its product as uncharacterized. The coding region runs from base 133 to 633 and encodes 166 amino acids. Gene Ontology annotation, cellular component: chloroplast. The transcript has 3 exons. The record is from RefSeq and is a predicted model, not a curated record. NCBI's taxonomy places the organism in Eukaryota, Viridiplantae, Streptophyta, Magnoliopsida, Sapindales, Anacardiaceae.
GGUAGAGUGAAAACGACACCGUUUCCAACUCCCGCGAGCAAACGAAAUCCUUUUUCGUUCUCGUUGCUUUACCACUAGUUUAGCUUAGCGAACGCCGCUAGACGAAAAGUUUUCAUUUUUAUCUUCUAGAAAAUGAAAAUGGGAACUCUAUCUAUGUUGCCUCUCUCUUUCUCUUGUGCGCUGACACCACGAAAACCCUAUCUCUCAAACUCUAUUUUAUGGUCUCGUGCUUCUUUAUAUUCCCUCAAAAUGGCAAAAAUGGGCACCAAAAGUGUUGUUUUUGGAGCAAAUUCAAGUGACCCAAAAGAGUCAAUGUUCAUGAAUGAGAAUGGUGCUAUUAAUGACAUGGAUGGCUAUCUAAAUUACCUCUCUCUCGAGUAUGAUUCUGUUUGGGACACUAAGCCUUCCUGGUGUCAACCAUGGACGAUAACAUUGACUGGAGUCUUAGCAAUUGCUGGUAGCUGGCUAAUUUUGCAUUCAUUCUUAUUUACAAUGGUCAUAAUUUUGUUAGUUUGUGGUUGGUGGUACAUAUUUCUCUAUUCUUACCCCAAGGCAUAUGUGGACAUGAUAGCCGAGCGAAGAAAGAGGGUGAUGAAUGGUGUUGAAGACACAUUUGGUGUAAAGAAAAGGUGAUAACUAGAUCUAAUCUAUCUCUUUUUGGAGCUUCUGUAAGCAAUUAUAUUUUCACUACUUUUCUUUGCCAUCUUUAUCUUUGUAACAGAAAAAUGUAUUAGUAAAAUUAAUUGCUGUAGA